AUGAUCGGAUACUUGGGAAAUCUUUUACAUUUCAGCCCAAGACCCGUCUACUUCUGUAACGAAGGGUGUCCUUUGGGGGUGCUCGCUCUGACCGAGGUCUUCACGACAAAUCAAGCGAGCCUGGGGUGCAUUAGUGAGAACAAGAGAAAUGCCAUCGAAGAAGUGCUUCAGAUCAACGACUUCAUCACUGUUCCGACGUUCUUCGUGUUAGUUGUAGAAGAAACAAAACGAUUCUCUCCGAUCGAACAUUUUUCAGGUUUCAAGGAUGGUGGAAAACAAGAAAAAGCGACAUCAUCGUCAUGCACAUCUGUUCGGAUUGUUGUCGAAAGCCGGAAUACGAGUCUUCCAUCACUUUCCUCGAAUGGCUUAACUACACAGCACCGCGAGACAAUGACGAGAUUUCCGAAGUCAUCGAGUGGACAACCGGUGCGUGGCUAUGCGAAACGAAUCGAUGUGCACACACAGGGGUGCAAAACGCAAGGUCACCUAAACGCGCUCCGUCUCACAGCGGCUGGCACCGUGCCAAAAAAGGACUUGGCUGAGUGCCAAGUUCAAGUUUAG
Messenger RNA from Caenorhabditis remanei, 561 nucleotides. RefSeq lists its product as uncharacterized. The coding region runs from base 1 to 561 and encodes 186 amino acids. The transcript has 3 exons. NCBI's taxonomy places the organism in Eukaryota, Metazoa, Nematoda, Chromadorea, Rhabditida, Rhabditidae. The record is from RefSeq and is a predicted model, not a curated record.